Molecule: messenger RNA, 5774 nt
Organism: Dromiciops gliroides (monito del monte)
Lineage: Eukaryota; Metazoa; Chordata; Mammalia; Microbiotheria; Microbiotheriidae
Gene: C5
Product: complement C5
Cellular component (GO): extracellular region
Molecular function (GO): endopeptidase inhibitor activity; protein binding
Source: RefSeq, a predicted model, not a curated record
AAGACUGGGACACUUUCAUGAAAAGCAGCACCAAUGGUUUACUGCUACUUACCAAUAUGGACAUUUUCAGGAUAGUCUGCAUUUUAAUCUGCUUUGGAAGAAGCUGGGGACAGGAACAGACAUACAUCAUUUCAGCAGCAAAAGUAUUGCAUGUUGGAGCGUCUGAAAAUGUUGUAAUUCAAGCUUAUGGAUACGCAGAAGCAUUUGAUGUUACCGUCUCCAUUAAAAGCUUUCCAGAUAAACGAUUUACUUACUCUUCUGCCAAAGUGAAUUUAUCCCCAGAAAAUAAGUUCCAGAACUCUGCAUCCUUAAUCAUUCAGCCAAGAGAUUUAUCUGAAAGAGGAAGUCAAGUUUCCUAUGUAUAUUUAGAAGCUGUAUCUCCCCACUUUACAAGAGAGAAAAAAAUACCCUUAAACUAUGAAAAUGGAUUUCUUUUCAUUCAGACGGACAAGCCUGUUUAUACUCCUGAUCAGUCAGUAAAGAUAAGAGUUUAUUCCUUGAAUGAAGAAUUGAAGCCAGCUCGGAGAGAGACCAUCUUAACUUUUAUAGAUCCAGAAGGAGAAGAAGUUGAAAUGCUUCAAGAAAAGGAUUUUGUUGGCAUUGUUUCUUUUCCUGACUUCAAGAUUCCAUCAAAUCCAAAAUAUGGAGUGUGGACAAUUAAAGCCAAAUACAAAGAAGAUUUCACAACAUCAGGCCUUACACAUUUUGAGAUUAAGGAAUAUGUGCUGCCACACUUCUCUGUAUCAAUAGAACCAGAAAAUAACUUCAUUAGUUAUAAGGAUUUUGAAGACUUCAGGAUUACUAUAAAAGCUAGCUAUUUUUAUAAUAAGAAGGUCUCCGAGGGAGAUGUUUAUAUCUAUUUUGGAAUAAAAGAAAGUUUACAAGAAGAUAGGAAACAAAUGAUGCAUAAAGCAAUGCAGCAGACACAGAUGAUAAAUGGAAUCGCAGAAGUCACAUUUAACAGUAAAAAGUCAAUAGAAGAAUUAUCAUAUCAAAGCCUGGAAGACUUAAAUAAUAAAUAUCUUUAUGUGGCUGUCACAGUCCUAGAGGCAACGGGUGGAUUUUAUGAAGAAGCUGAAGUACCUGGAAUUAAAUAUGUCCUGUCUCCCUACCAAUUGAAUUUGAUUGCUACUCCUCUUUUCUUGAAGCCUGGGAUACCAUUUCCCAUCAAGGUUCAGGUGAAGGAUCCACUCGACCAGUUUGUAGGAGGGGUGGCGCUAACCCUGAAUGCAAAAGCAAUUAAUGAAAAUCAGGAAGAGACCCAAAGAGAGCCCCAGAAAAGUACCACCCAUGAAAAUAAUGGAGUAGCUUUGUUUGUGGUUAAUCUUCCAUCUCAUGUGACAGCGCUGGAGUUUAACGUCAGAACUGAAGACCCUCAUCUUGCAGAAGAAAACCAAGCUUUCAAAGAAUAUAGAGCAGUAGCAUAUUCAUCCCUUAGCAAAAGUUACCUUUAUAUUGACUGGACAGAAAAUUUCAAACCUUUACUUGUGGGAGAUCACUUAAGCAUUACUGUUAAACCUAAAAGUCCAUUUAUUGACAAAAUAGCUUUCUAUAAUUACUUGGUUUUAUCCAAGGGCAAAAUAGUUACGUUUGGGACCAGAGACAGGCUUGAACAUUUAACUUAUCAAAGUCUCAACAUUCCAGUAACUCAGGACAUGGUUCCUUCAGCCCGACUUCUGGUCUAUUAUCUUGUGACAGGAGAAAACAGGGCAGAAUUAGUAGCAGAUUCAGUCUGGUUAGAUGUGGAAGAAAAAUGUGGCAAUAACCUUCAGGUUCAGUUGUCAAGAAAUGAAAAUGUAUUUACUCCUGGACAAAUCCCCUCUGUUAAUUUGGUAACCCAGGAGAAUUCCUGGGUUGCUUUAUCAGUUAUGGACAUGGCUAUCUAUGGAGUCAAAGGAAAACUCAAGAAUCCUAAUGAUAUGAAAAGAGUAAUGCGAUUUUUUGAAAAAAGUGACCUGGGGUGUGGUGCUGGUGGAGGUCAGGACAGUGCAGAUGUGUUUCACUUAGCAGGACUUACAUUUCUCACCAACGCUAAUACAAAAGAUUCACAAGAAAAUGAUGAGCCUUGUAAGGAAAUACUCAGACCAAGGAGAAAUAUAAAAGAGGAAAUUGAUAAAAAAGCUGCUAAGUACAAACACAAACGUGUUCGGGACUGCUGCUAUGAUGGUGCCCAAAAAAGCUAUGAGACCUGUGAACAACGGCUUGCCAGAGUUAAAGAGGGACACUUUUGCACUGAAGCAUUCAAGAGUUGCUGUCUUUUGGCAUUACAAAUACGUUCCGAAUACAGUCAUAAAAAUACAUUUCUGGGAAGAAUGUAUAUUAAGGCUCUGAUGGAGAUUGGCAAACCAGAAAUUCGAAGUUAUUUUCCUGAAAGUUGGUUAUGGGAAGUGUACAAUGUUCAUUUAAGGUACAAGUUUCCAUUGACCCUACCUGAUUCUCUAACUACUUGGGAGAUUCAAGCAAUUGGCAUUUCAGACAAAGGUAUAUGUGUUGCUGACCCACUCCACAUAAAAGUCUUGAAAGACAUCUUCUUGGAGAUGCAUAUUCCCUACUCUGUGGUGAGAGGGGAACAGAUUCAAAUGAAGGGAACAGUUUACAACUACAAAAGUUCUGAAAUGAGGUUCUGUGUUCAAAUGUCUGUGGGUGAAGGAAUCUGUCUGGAUGGAAGUUCCUCAUCACAUCAGCAGGGGAUAAAGCAAACUCAGUGUGUUCUGAAGAAUAUAGAGGGUUCUUCUAUCCAGUCAGUUAUGUUUAAUAUUCUACCAUUAGAAUUGGGUCUUCAUAGUAUUAACUUCACACUCAAUUGUCUACAUGGAAAAGAAAUCUUGGUGAAAACCUUACGUGUGGUGCCAGAAGGUAUCAAAAGGGAAACUCAUGCUGGUUUCACACUGGAUCCCCAAGGUGUAUAUGGUUCCAUUAGCAGACGAAAAGAGUUCCAGUACAGGGUACCAUUAGAUAUAGUGCCGAAAACAAAAAUAGAACGGACUGUGAGUGUAAAAGGAACUCUUAUUGGUGAGGUGAUUUCUACAGUCCUGACUCCUGAAGGCAUCUCUACUUUAAGCCAUCUCCCAAAGGGUAGUGCAGAAGCAGAGUUAAUGAGCAUCAUUCCUGUAUUCUAUGUCUAUCAUUACCUGGAAGAUGGAGACAAUUGGAACAUCAUUGGUGCCAGCCAUGUAACUGAAAAAGAGAAUAUGAAGAAGAAAAUGAAAGAAGGAAUUGUAAGUAUCCUGUCUUACAGAAAUGCAGAUUAUGCUUAUAGCAUGUGGAAGGGUAGGGAUGCCACCACUUGGUUUACAGCUCUUGCCUUAAGAAUAUUUGGACAAGUAAAUAAAUAUAUUCCACAGGAUAGAAAUUCAAUUUGCAAUUCAUUAUUGUGGCUGAUUGAGAAAUGUCAGUUGGAAGAUGGAUCUUUCAAAGAUGAGUCUGAAUAUCAACCACUAAAAUUACAGGGUACCAUACCUAAAGACACAAAAGAAAAAGCUAUAUAUCUUACAGCCUUUACUCUUAUUGGAAUGAGAAAGUCACUGGAAAUAUGUCCAACUGAGAAAAUCAAUGAAGCGGUCACCAAGGCUCAGUCCUACCUCUUGGAGCAUGCUUCAGAUGCCCAGAGCACUUUUACUUUGGCCAUCACUUCUUAUGCCUUGGCCCUUGGUAUUCCGUCUCACCCUGGUUUUCGUGCUAUCUAUUCAAAGCUGAAAAGAGAAAGCUUUCCAAAGGGGCAACCCACCCAUUUAUCGUUUUGGAAACGUGAUUUAAAAAUAAAGAUGCCACUAUGCCCUAGUGUUUCCUACAGCCAGAUGGUAGAAACCACUGCAUAUGCUUUACUUUGCAGUCUACUCUUGAAUGACCUAAGUUACGCUAACCCCAUUAUCAAAUGGUUGUCUGAAGAACAAAGAUAUGGAGGCGGGUUUUAUUCCACCCAGGAUACAAUUAAUGCCAUCGAGGCCCUGACUGAGUAUUCCCUCCUGCUUAAGAAACUUCAACUGAAUAUGGACAUCAAGGUUUCUUACAAACACAAAGGUGACCUCCUCAAGCACAAAAUGACCGAUCAGAAUUCCAGUGGAGACCAAGGAGGUAACUCAAAAAAAGUAGUGAGAAAUAAAAUCUUAAAUCCUAAGCACUGAUUUAGUAAUGGCUUAGCCACCGUACAUGUAAGGACUGUAGUUCAUAAAUUGGUACUUCUGAAGAGAAACUGUAACUUUGAGUUGAGAAUUGAAACCCAGGAUAUGGAAGCUGACAACUAUGGAAGAUCUAGUGAAUCAGGAGAUAAACUCAUAAUAGCAUGUGCCAGCUACAAGGCUAACCAGGGAGAAUCAUCACCUGGUUCUUCCCAUGUUGUGAUGGAUAUAGCUUUGCCUACUGGGAUUGGUGCAAAUACAGAAGACUUAUCUGCGGUAAAUAAUGGGGUUGAUCGACUAUUAACAAAUUAUGAAAUCAAAGGGCAUGUAAUUCUGCAGCUGAAUUCAAUUCCUUCUGAUGAGUUCCUAUGUGUUCGAUUCCGGAUCUUUGAACUUUUUUGGGUUGGACUCCGUAGUCCUGCAACAUUCUCAGUAUAUGAAUUCCACAGACCAGAUAAACAGUGCACCAUAUUUUAUAGCUUUCUACAGAGUAAACUGGUAAAAGUAUGUGAAGGAUCAACCUGCAGUUGUGUGGAAGCGGAUUGCGGGCAAAUGAAGAAAAAGUUAGACUUAACAAUCUCUGCAGAUGCCAGAAAGGAGGCAGCCUGCCAAGAAGACAUCGCAUAUGCUUAUAAAGUCAAGAUUUCAUCCAUCACUCAAGAAAAUAGUUUUGUCAAGUACACUGCAACCCUUCUAGAUGUCUACAAGACUGGGAAAGCUCUUGCUCAGAAAAAUGCUGAAGUCAUCUUCAUUAAGAAGAACACAUGUACCAAUAUUGACAUUGAAAAUGAGAGUCAGUACUUGAUCAUGGGAAAGGAAGCACUUCAGAUAAAACUCAAUUUCAGUUUCAAAUACGUGUAUCCUCUGGACUCCCUGACCUGGAUUGAGUAUUGGCCUUCAGAUGAAACUUGUCCAUCAUGUAAUGACUUUAUAGCUAAUUUAGAAGAAUUUUCUGAAGGCAUCUUUUUAUAUGGUUGUUAAAACACUUGAGCAAAUCCAGCUCUGUGUGAUAUCUACAUUGGAUGCUGCAAGAAAAUUAACCUGGGCAGAAGGAGGACCUGAAAUUCGUAACUGAAACUAGAGGAUGCUCUUUAUUUUCUCUCUAAUUGGCCCAAACCCCAGGGCUGUUAUCAGAGGCUUGGGAGAGAGGGGAGAGCAAAGGGAGGCAGAGUAUCUUUCCCACAACCACUAGUUCCUAUGUGUAAACCUGAGCAGGCCAGAAGCCUUUUCCCAUCCAGAGCUGAGACCUUUCCUGCUUGGAUUUGUUACUUUCCAGGCCUCCAUAAAACUGUGUAUAGUUUCAUUUUUUUGAGUCAUUUUUCCUGGGCUCUUUAGCAUUCAAACCUAGACUAACUUGGAAAGCCCCCUUCACUUCUAUUCUGUGGUACUUGCUUUGAUAAGAUAAUGAUUUUAAGAGCUGUAACUAUCUACAAUAACAUGGCCUUGGGGGACAAUGUAGAAAAAUACACCCGAGUCAUUGGAAACCAGAAGCAACGAAUUGGAACCCCUCCUAAAAUAAACCGCCCAGGAAUGCUUCAUUGGGCCAAAAUAACAGAUCCAUUGAAAUGUAGUAUCUUACCCAAACAUGCCCACUCCUUAGAGGAAAAUACAGGGAAAGAGAAAAGUGAUCAUUAAAAACUGUUCUUGGCAUUUAAA